AUAAUAAUUUAUUAAUUAUUUUACUUUCUCAAUGCUCAAUGGUCUUCAUCUAUGCUCUUUGCAAAUAAGCAGUAAAUCAACCUCGGAAUCAACGUUUUGAGCUACUGUUCUUUAUCUAUGGUUGUGAGUAGUGAGUAGCCUGUGGUUUUAAUUACAUCUGAGCUAAUUGGUUGUUUUUGAGCAUUGAUUGGAAACUAUGGAUAAUGAAAGAGAAGAAAUGAACGACUCAGAAAAUAAGGCAGCUUAUUUUAACGAAACGAGCAACAGUUGCCCAAUGGAUGUUGUGAAGGAAGAAGGAACCAGUGCAAGGUGUCCUUUCAAGAAACCUCUUCAAGAGGCAACCAAGUUUCACAUAUUAGAUGAAACUGAAGAAAAGUAUGAUUCCGAUGGAUCAGUGGACUACGAUUCAGACAUACCAGACGAUGAGAUCGAAAAGAUGCUUGAAGAGGCACUGGAGCGGAAAAAGAGAAAAGCUGCCGAGGCAGGACUAGACGCCGACAGCCUAGAGGUGCCCUUUGAGGAGCGCACCAAAGUGGUGGUGUUGGAAAAGGGCAAAAACCAUUUCGACGUGUUGCCAGAAGAAUGGCUGCAAGUGACUCACAACAGUGGCAUGCCAAUAUUUUUACAUAAAUCGACCAGAGUAUGCACUUUGUCCAGGCCUUACUUUUUGGGGCCUGGAUCGGCGCGGAAACAUUUGAUCCCUGUGAAUGCCAUUCCUUGCCUGAACUAUCGCAAGGCGUUGGAACAUGAGGCCGCUCAAAAAGAGCUGAACCUGCCGGUUGAGGAGAAAAACUGCCUUACGGAGAACAUGCCCAAUGCCAAAAUCGAAACAGUGCAAGAGAACAUUCAAAUGCAAAACCUCACACCAGAUGAUCUGAGGGAGUAUUGCAAAACUCUGUUCGAAUUUCAGUCGAUCAACGUGUUGAGGUUCAAGUCCUGGUCUGAGAGGCGCAAAUUCACCAAGCGACGGAAGCAAGAGAGUCAACUGCAAAGACCCACGCUCCCAGAUGGAACUAAACUGAUCACAUUCCCGAUCAAAGCAUCGGACACGAACGAGAAGGCCAACCCGAACUGCAGAAAGGAAUGGAUAAUGAACCCAAAUGGAAAGUCUUACGUGUGUAUUUUGCACGAGUAUGUGCAGCAUGCCCUGAAGAAGCAACCUACCUAUGUAUUUGCUGAACUGGAGAACGCCGCCACUCCCUAUGCGGCCACUGUAAUGAUCAAGGACAUGAAGUACGGGAUUGGAUAUGGAACCAGUAAGAAACAGGCCAAGUCUGAGGCAGCCAAGUCAACCUUGGAGAUCCUGAUUCCUGAAAUGAAGUCCAAAAUUACAGCUGAUGCUCAAUCUGGCUGUACAAAGAAAGACAAGGACCAAGAUCUGUCUUUCUUCGACGAAAUUCGCGUGGAAGACCCGCGGGUGGCGGAGUUCUGCGCAAAAACCACCGAACCAGCCCCCUACGACAUUUUGCUCACUUGUUUGCAGCGCAAUUUCGGCCUGGACGAUCUGAAGAUUCACUACCAAGGAAACACGUCGAAACACCAAGGAAACGAAUUUACAAUGACGGUUGGCAAGUACACGACUACAGUGGCAUGCAAGAACAAGCGUGAUGGCAAACAAAGAGCUUCACAGAGCAUUUUGCAAAUGUUGCACCCCAGUAUUACGUCGUGGGGCUCGUUGUUGCGACUUUAUGGAAACCGGUCGGUAAAGAGUUUCAAGGAGAAGAAAAUGGAGGAACAAGAGAUUACCUGUCUGCAAAGCAGGGCGGCCCUGAACCAGCCCAACUAUGCUAUUUUAAACAAGCUUAAAGUCGAACUGGGCAAACUGAAUGAGAAGCGGAAAUCCAUCAGGCCAAUUGGCAUGCUGGACACCGUUGAGAAUAAGACUAGCACAGUUGCCAGUUGUCCAAUAAAGUAUAGCGUUAGCUGAAAAUGUAUCCCUGCAGAAAUAGUACAUUACGAUUCACGAGACGGAAGUUCAAACAAUGACGCAAUGUUACUUUCCUAUUAUUUAUGACGGAAUAUGCGGUUUGUGGUGCCGUGGAUGAUAUGUAAAUUUUAAUACAAAUGAAAUGACUGCACACCGCAUUUUUUAUAUUUCUGAAUCGACACUUAAAAGUAGCAAAUAAUCUAGAGUGCACUUUCCAACUACCAGUCGCAAAAUGCUCAGUUUUGUCUACAACAUUUCCAAAUAUGCCUAAACGUCCCGAUGAUACAAUGAAUUUAUUGUACGACAAUGAAUCCAUUGUAUGAUACAAUCAAUUCAUUGUAUGAACAGCGCAUUCAUUCAUUGUGAUACAAUUAAUUCAUUAGUUCGUUUGGCUCAAUCCGAUUUCUCAAAUGACAGUCUGACAACACAGCACGCUAAAACGCUAAAAAUCAGAGAUUUUGUAAAGAACUAUUUAAAGUAUUUUUCUUCCCGAUAAGCCUAAAUCAGGUCCCAAACGCGAUUUUCAAAGCAUUGGGCUAUGCAAUGCUGCAAACCAUAUCCUCAUAUAACUUUCCAUUUUUGAACUAUUGCGUUUUGAAUUCAGUGAAAAUUGGUCUAGGUUACAUGCAUUUUAAAUGGGAUCAGCUGUUCACUUUAUCAAAGUGGUAACCAGCCACGUCAUGUGCGCAGUAAUAUGCGUAGAUGCGAGUAAUAUCCUACCUUGUAUUUAUUGUAUCAUGGUUUAUCCUUGUCUAUCUUAUUGUCAGUCUGUAUAAUUCCAUGGUUACCGGAGUUGAAACCUCGUUGGUGCCUUGAAAAACAUAGCUGCCGUAUUUCUGAUAUAGUUUUUUGCAAAUUUCUCAGUUUUUAUUAAUAAUUAAUUCCUUUUACUAUUUUUUCUGUACUCCUAUAACAGCGCCAGACCAACACCAAGGAAUGACGCCAGUUUUGAAUCACCCUGUAUGUGGCAUGGGUAGGAGAAAGUAGGGUAGACAGUGUGCUCUUUAAAUACAUUCUAGAAUACAACUAGGUAGUUUACAAUUAAAUGACUUUGACAACAAAAA
Dendroctonus ponderosae (mountain pine beetle) is the source of this 2991-nucleotide messenger RNA. It is a transcript of the gene pasha, whose product is annotated as microprocessor complex subunit DGCR8. Bases 197 to 1927 code for a protein of 576 amino acids. The transcript is spliced from 3 exons. Gene Ontology annotation, molecular function: heme binding; double-stranded RNA binding; primary miRNA binding. Gene Ontology annotation, biological process: primary miRNA processing. Gene Ontology annotation, cellular component: microprocessor complex. The record is from RefSeq and is a predicted model, not a curated record. Lineage: Eukaryota; Metazoa; Arthropoda; Insecta; Coleoptera; Curculionidae.